Xiphophorus hellerii (green swordtail) is the source of this 7725-nucleotide messenger RNA. Its product is annotated as NACHT, LRR and PYD domains-containing protein 12-like. The transcript is spliced from 8 exons. The record is from RefSeq and is a predicted model, not a curated record. The coding region runs from base 198 to 4256 and encodes 1352 amino acids. Gene Ontology annotation, molecular function: protein binding. Lineage: Eukaryota; Metazoa; Chordata; Actinopteri; Cyprinodontiformes; Poeciliidae.
UCUCUGUGUCAUGUGACCAUGGCUGUUUGCACUGGAAGUAAAAUGUGACAGGUAGCUGCUCAGGUUGCUGAGUUUGAUUCAAUGUUUUAAAAGCUGAGGAACGUUUUGUUUAACUGUUUGUUUGAUUGAUGAUGUGAAGAACUUCAGACCAAAAUCUGCAGCUGUUACAAAGUUUUGAUCUUUAACUGCAGGACCCAAUGGCUCUGAAACAAAUGCUGUUUGAGACACUACAGGAGCUGGGAGAUGAAGAGUUUCGUAGCUUUAAAUGGUUCUUGCAGCAGACAGAUGACCUCGAUGGUCUUCCACUCAUCCCAAAGAGUCACCUGGAGAACGCAGACCGACAGGAGACAGUGGAUCAGAUGGUGCAGAAGUACAACCGCUGGGCUGUGGAGGUGCUGAAGAAGAACCUCCAGAAGAUCUACAGAAAUGACCUCCAGGAUAAAUUAUCAAACAUCCACAGACCUGUGCAAGACAUGGAAAAUUCACAACCUGUUAGAAACUACAAAGAAAGGCUGCAAUCAAACCUCCAGGACACAUUUAGGUGUAUACAUGAAGGGUGGACUUCAAAAAGGAAUACAGUCAAUUUAGAUGAAGUCUACACUGAGCCGUGCAUCACAGCAGGAGACCAGCCUAUCUCCAGGUUCAUCAGAAGAAUUGAAAUGGCAUUUGGAAAGCCGUCUGAACCAAAAAUCAGCAGCAUAUUCACACACCUGUCAGGAGCAAAAACAAACAUCAGAACAGUGACGACCGGCGGAGAGGCAGGAAUGGGAAAAACCUUCUUGGUUCACAAAUUUGUUCUUGACUGGACAGAAAACAGAACCAGUCAGGAUGUUCAUCUGAUGUUUCCCCUCAUGCUUAACCUGGUGAAUUUUCCACGGCAGGAGACAUUCAGUCUGUCUGAACUGAUCCACACAUGUAUUCCUGGAACUGUCCACAUGACAAAGGAGGAACUUAACCACAUCUUCACAUCACUGCAGACAUCAGGAAACUCUAAUUUUGAUAAGAGUGAAUAUAAAAUCAUUUUUAUAUUGGAUGGCCUGGAUGUGAGCAAACUUCCACUGGACUUCACUGCUGCAGAAAAACUGCCUGUUGAUGUGACAAAACCUGCUCCAGUGGAAACGCUGGUGACGAACCUGAUUCGAGGGUACUUGCUUCCCUCGGCUCGCCUCUGGAUCACCACCCGACCUUCAGGCAUUGGCCAGAUUCCUCCUGAAUUCAUCCACAUGGAAACAGAGCUCCGAGGAUUCUCUGAGCAACAGAAGGAGGAGUACUUCAGAAAGAGAUUCGGAGAUGAAGAGCAGGCCCACAGGGUCAUCUCCCACAUUAGGAUGUCACCUAGCCUGCGGUACAUGUGCCAUCUCCCAGUCUUCUGCUGGAUCACUGCUGGGGUUCUGCAGCCCAUGUUAAACACCAGCACUGGAGGAGAACUGCCCAGUACUUUAACUGGGAUUUACAUUGAGAUCCUCAUGGUUCAGAUCCAAACCAUGAAACAAAAGUUUGGCAAACCAAAAAGCUUGAAGUACCUCGAGACAUUGAUGAAACUUGCUUUCAACCAGCUAGAAAAUGGUGGCCUGUCAUUUUCUGUGGAAAGCAUAAAGGAGGACGAUGUUAACAGCUUCGAUGAUUUUUCUGUAUAUCCAGAAGUAUUCUUACAGUUCUUCAAGGAGGAGCAUUGUCUGAAAAUGAAUGGAAAGAAAGUGUUUAGCUUCCUCCAUCAGAGCAUAGUAGAGUUUCUGGCUGCUCUGUUUGUCGUCUCACACAUUAGGAACAAACCAAAAAAUACUUUCCGAAUUCCAGGCUUAGUUUACAGCCAAAAGCACCCACAGGAAACCGUCUAUGAAAUCAUCGACAAAGCCGUGAAGAGUUCAGAUGGACACCUGGACACAUUUCUUCGCUUUCUCCUUGGUCUUUCUCUGCAAAGAAGUCAGCUUCAUCUUAAAGAUCUACUUCCACAGUCAGGAAGUAGCUCACAGAGCAGACAGCUAACUGUUGAUCACGUUAAAAAUAAAAUCAGAGACAGUCCUUCUCCAGAAAGAAAAAUCUCUCUGUUCCCAUGUCUGAAUGAGCUGAUGGACAGUUCUCCAGUAGACGAGGUCCAGCAGUUCCUGAAAUCAGAAACAGGAUCCGUGGAUGAACUGUCUCCUUCUCAUUGGUCAGCGAUGGUCUUCAUAUUACUUUCAUCACUAAACGAUCUACAUGUCUUUGACCUGAAAAAAUACUUCCCUUCAGAAAAGUUUCUCCUUGCUCUCCUGCCAGUGGUCAAAACCUCCAAGACAUCACUGCUGACUGGCUGUAACCUUUCAGGGAGAAGUUGUGUUGCUCUGUCCUCAGUCUUUAGCUCUCAGUCCUGUAGUCUGAGGAAGCUGGACCUGAGUAACAAUGACCUCAGAGAUUCAGGAGUGGAGCUGCUGGCUGCUGGGCUAAAGAGUCCCCACUGUCAACUGGAAACUCUCAGACUUAUCUGCUGUAACUUGUCAAAGGGAAGCUGUGAAACUUUCUCCUCGGUUCUUGGAUCGGAGUCCUGUAGUCUUGAAGAGUUGGACCUGAGCAGCAAUGACCUGCAGGAUUCAGGAAUGGAGCUCCUAUCAGCAGGACUCAGCAGUCCACAUUGUAAACUGGAGACAUUAAGGGUCUGUGACUGUAAGCUGUCAGAGGAUAUUUGUGAUGCCCUCACGCUGUUGGAGUUAUGUAGUCUGAGACAGCUGGACCUGAGGAACAACGAGCUGGGCCCGUCAGCAGAGGAGCUGCGUCAAAGAUGUACACAAAUAACUAUUUGGACUCACAUCUGUCUGGGAGGAAUGAUCUCGAAAAGCGUUCUGAUCCAGUCAGGAUGUCCUUCUGUCUAUCAGCUCAGAGUAAAAAAAGAGAAGUCUGGACUUUUGACCAGAGUCACUGUCGGUGAAAAACAAAUGGACGAGAUGAACAGAAAAAUAUUACUUAUUGGUGAAGCGAGAGCAGAAAAAUGUGCUCUCAUAAACGCUCUGUUGAACUACAUCAUAGGAGUGAGGUUUGAUGAUAAAAUCUGGUUCCAGGUCACAGAGGAGGAAGGACAUCAGGCAACAGAUGUGAUGAUUUAUGAGAUCUUUGGUUUUGAAGAUAAAUCUCUGCCCUACUCUCUGACCAUCAUUGAUGUUGCUGGACAUGAAGGCAUUGGAAGAGAUGCUGUUAUCAGAGAACAGUUAUCAGACAUGGAUGACCAAGUAGCAGUUGUGUGCCUGGUGCUGAACGCAGGUGACAGUCUGCAGAGCAGCCGACUGAAACACACGUACGACUCAGUCAUGUCUCUGUUUGCAGAACAAGAGGACAAAUGCACAGUCAUUUUAAUCACAAACUCAGAUGCACAAAAUCACAGCAACGUUAUGCAAGAUCUGGAAACUACACAAAUUAAAUUUAUUAAAAAUGAAAAGAGGGAACCAUUUUACUUCCUGUUUAAUAACCGGCAGCAUGAAGACCGGACUGGAAACACCGACGAGCUGGAGCAGGCUUAUAAAUUAUCAGAGAGGGAACUCUGGAAGUUCACAUGUUUUCUGAAAGAAGCUGAGGGUCGAAUGAUUUUGGCAGCAGUUGAAGAGCUUCAUGAGCACGGCCGACUUAAAGCUUGCAUCCAGAACCUGCAGGACAGAAUCCAGCUGACGGAUUUAAAGGUAGCGGAAAUCAAACAGAUUCAAAAAGCUCUACAGAACCAUGUAGGAGAGGUGAAAAACAAUGAAAGCUUCGCUGUAGAAAUGGAUGAAGUUUAUAAAGACACAGAACCCAUCGGGGGUGGGAAGUGGUUGUGGUUUUUUUAUGAUGGAGCCCUCUGCUGCACCGUCUGUGAAGAAAACUGUCAUUAUCCUGGAUGCACAGUCGCCAAGACACCAGAAGACUGUGAGGUGAUAAAAGACGGUUUCUGUGCUGUUUGUACCAACAAGUGUCCCGUUUCAGCUCACGUGAAAGAAGAGUGGAGGUAUGUGACCAAAACAAAAAGAGUUGAGAUGACACUUCUGGAUGUGAGGCAGAAGUACAAAAGGAAUGAGACCAAAAGUGAGAACAAUAUUAGUCUUUCAGAUCAUCUGGAAGAGGAAAUAAAACAUCAGAAAGCAAAGAAGUCCCAGAUCAUUGAUGAGAUCUACAACCAUGUUGUCAGACUGCAGCAGAUUGACCUGAAGGAUGAUCCAGCACCCAAAUAUCUGGACUUACUGAUAGAAAGUGGAGACACAGAGAUGGUGCUGAGACUGGAGGGCCUGAGAAAACAAGAUGGUCAAAAUACUGAAUGACCAGAGGAGCAGCUGGAAGGACAAGAUCUGAUCUGUUCGUUUACUGCUGGCAAGUAAAACCAUAACAAGUAUUAAUGUAAUUCAUGUUCCAUUUUAACAAGUUAGCAGUCAAAAGUUUACAGUGGAAGAAAUAGAAGAAUAGCAAAUAUCAUAUGUCAAAUAUUACAUGUCAUGUCUCAAUCUUCACUGAGAUGGUUUUGCAGUUAAAAUCUUUCUCUGAGUUUCUUGUAUGCAGUUCUUGCAAUAAAGAACUGAAAUCUAGUUUUCCUUAAAAAAAGUAAAAUGUUUGAGGACAGUUAAUUUUUAAAUCACAAGCUGAAAGAUUUUACAGCACAUGUAUCGAACAGAAAGAAGCAGAAUAAGUUAUUAUGUGGUGAAGGUUUUAAAUCCGCUGUCUUCUGUUUCCCACAUUAGAUUUCCUCCUGUUGGUUUAACCUUCUGAAUAAGCUUCAUGGUUUUUCCUGUUAGAAAGUUUCUGUUGGUUCUCAAACACAGAACAUCACUAUGAAUAAAAUUAUUGAUUCAUUUCAGGUAGAAAAGAAAGAAUAAUGUGAGUCCAGGUUGGACUCUUGGCUCACUCUGUGUUUCAACCAGAACAGGGUCUGUACCUGUUGGUGGUAACGUUUUACAUGAAACUGUUCUGAAUGUUUAAACAUUGCUUUCUGGUAUAAAGUGAAUGUAAAUGUGCGUCUCUUAUUGCCUGCCUUUGGACUGAGACUAAAAUGCAGCCAGGAUAAUUAUAUUGGGGCAUGUGGCUUAUGUGUCCGAGUUAAAAAAAUAAAAUGAAUCUAAACACAACCUGAACUUAUUACACCAUUCCUGACACAUAUGAAAAGAUCCAAGAGCAAAAAGAGAUGGAGAUGACAUUUUAAUUCCAGAAUAUAAUUUUAUCAUUACUGCUGCAUUAUAGAUGUAACUUUGACUUAAAGUAAGAAACGUAUGAAUCAGUGAAUAAGAUAAAACUAUGACAGUUUAGUUUAGUUAUACAUUUGAAAAUUGUACCUGAACUUUCUUCAAUAAAUCACUUAUGCAGCUGCGUCCCGACCAGAAGAGGGCGAUGCUGCACUAAAUCUGAUUAACUAUGGAAAAGGCCACGAGGACCAGAGCGAUGCCUCUGUAAUAACAUUAAGAAUUAGAUUUUUACAAAUGACCUGAAACAGGAAGCGUCUACCUUGACUGAGUACCACCGAUUGGAAGAUGUCCUGCAUUACAUCACAGGAAAAACUCAAUGCAACCAAGAGGACGUCUGCAAGAGGAAGAGCAAAGGGCAUAAACACGGGAACAUUUGGAAAAGAGGAAAGAACUUGGAGUUUAUUGUAAAGAAAUCGCAGGAGCAUAUUACAAAAGUAAAGUUUAACUGGUAGAGGUAAUGUGGUUUUUACAAUGUAAAUUAAACUGGAAAAUCAAGAAUUAAAAUGUUUUAAGUUUUUAGGAAUGUGGUUAGAUGAAAAACUGACAUGAAAGAUACACAGUCAUAGUUUUGGACAAAUGUAUAAAAGCUCGAAUUAUAAAUAGCUGCUUAGUAGGAUUAGCAUUAAGGGUCAUUUACGUUGGACUAAUAUGGUAAGCAUUAGGCUUUGGGUGUAAGGUAUUGGUUCAGCAGCAGACAUUUUUAAAAAUCUGGAUCAGAUUUUAAAAUGACAUACUUCCUUAAAAAGUAUGAACAUGUUGACCAGAAGGCAUGAAGAGGUAGAUUUUAGGUAAUGUUUGGUCUGUUGUCAGAGCGCGUUUGCAUGCGGUUGUGUCUGGCAGAGUGUUUGCCGUUCUGAUGGGGACGAAGCUGCUGGACAGUCUGGAUGAAUCUGAAACGCUCCCAGAGGGAAGCAGUUCAAACAGUCCAACCAAUGUACCCACCAGGUUCCUACCUUCACAAACGUUAUUAAACGAUGCUGUACUCCUAUUUGGUCACACGAUCAAUAUUUUUUUUACCAUUUCCAAGGAACAACAACUUACCCUUUGGCUCAACAUACUUAUGGUAUGUUUUCCUGAUUUCAUGUAAACAUUAAAGGGUGUAUGAUGUGCCAGAAUAAUGUCUCGGUUUCCCUUCAGACUGUAGAUUUACACAAACAAAAACAAAUCCAUUUCCUGCUGAGCAACAUUUCCAAAAGCUGUCUGGAUUUCCAAGAAACCUUCUGGAUUUGACAUAAUGUUGAUGUUACUGAGAGACGGAAACAGUAAAACUCAGAGAAGAGUUUUUCCUGUUUAAUCAACCAAACAGUUGAAGAUCAAGGCGAUGAACUCACCUGUUCAUUUCAGUGUAUCUCUAUAGCACUAAUUCACAGCAGAUUUCACUGAGUUGUCAGCUUGCAACAAUGGGCUUGGACCCCGUUGAAAGUUGCUUGUAGUUCUAGUUAGGCUUUAAUUUGACCAUAACAAAUUGGUCACAUGAUCAAUUUGUUCCUCUGGGUCUCAGCAGUGAAGACCCAGAGGAAAGGCCUUGGGCCGUAACACCGCUGUAUCGAGUUUAGACCUGCUUGGCCGGCUGUAUGCUAUGCUAAUAGUUAUGCUAUGCCUUUAGCAUAACACAAAGCAGGAGUAGAAUCAUAUAAAAUUGCAACUUAACAUUUUUGUUUUAAAUUAAUAUUAACAGUGAAUAAGUAGUUUUUAACAUCAGUUUUGAGAUUUUAUGUAAAAAAGGUUUAUGAUAAAUAUUAAUCUAUAUUAAUUGACAUAAUCCUAAAAAAAGUAAGAACCUAUUUGCAAAGUUAUUUUUCAUGUUGUAUCAACGUGUGUGUUAUUCUGUUGAAGGAAACUGAUCUGUACAUCAGGAAGAACUGACUGGUAGUGCCUCCGUCUACCACAAGGGGGCAGUCAUGGUUCUUCCUCCAGGCAUUGAGAGUCACUGUGGUUAUUCUGUCUCCCCUAUUUUCAAGGGUGUAGCAACAACACUUUGCCUCCAGCACAGAGGGAACGACCAGCCUGGAUAUUAUCAACUUUAGCUGACAGCCUGUAAAUUAUGUUUUUAUUUCCAGCUAGAAACCUCGGAUGUCUCUCCUCCCUCCAUUCUUUAUGUUUGUGUCGCUGCAGGUAUUACAGGGGGGGCGCCACUCCCCGAGACAAGAGGAAAGUAGCAAUAAACCUUUUUACCACAUAAAUGACAAAAAUAACUCACAAUGACUCGGAAAAGUGACUUUAAUGAGAUUACUAGACUGGAAAUAGUAACGAGUUAUUUUAGUCAUUCACUUAUUUACGGAUCUGUCAGGUUCUGAUAUGUGUCCAUCCUCAGUGUUAAACUCUUUCCCGCCACUUCAGUUUCAUCGAGAUCCAGUAACUGAUGAAGGAAGUUUCUUUUUCAGAAGUUCUGGUCCAAAGAUGACAACUUCUCUCUUGUCAGGAUUUAAAAGCAGGAAAACCAUCAAAGUCCCAGAGGAAAUAAAGAAAAACUGUUCAACAGUUAGGAGGCAUUAGUGUGUUCUGGAAACUACGUACAUUACUGUCAGGAGUUCGCAUGCAUACCACGAUGUCUGGU